AUGCCGGAGCUGUAUGGUACUGCAGUGGAAGAGGUUACAGGUGUUCUGCACUCGGCCCAUCAGUGGGUCAACAUGACGGACGUUACUGUCCAGAUCAACGCCACACACACGGCCAGUACAUGUAAACCAGCUCUGGGUCACAGUUUUGCAGCGGGAACAACAGACGGAGGAGGAGACCUCAACUUUACUCAGGGCGCUGUGGAGGGCGACCCGUUCUGGGACGGGAUCAGAGAUGCUCUGGUGGGUGAGCCGUCCAAUCAGUCGCGGGCAUGUCAUCAUCCCAAACCCAUCCUUUUCAACACCGGGGAGAUGAACUGGCCUCUGCCCUGGCAUCCUCAGAUCGUUGACGUUCAGAUCAUCACCGUCGGCUCUGUAGCUGUGGUGGCCAUUCCUGGAGAGAUGACCACCAUGUCGGGGAGGAGGUUAAGAGAAGCCGUCAAACAGGAGCUGCAGUCGGAGGGUGCGUUCAGGGACUCGGAGGUGGUGAUCGCCGGCCUGAGUAACAGCUACACGCACUACAUCACCACCUUCGAAGAGUACCAGGUGCAGCGGUACGAAGGCGCGUCCACCAUCUACGGUCCGCACACGCUCAGUGCGUACCUGCAGAAAUACAGAGGGCUGGCCCGAGCCAUCGCACAGGACCGGGUGUUGGAGCUGCCGGUCGGCCCGGAGCCGCCUUUCUUUACGGAGAAACUCUUCAAUCUGCUUCCUGCACCGAGGAUUGACAGGAAACCCUUGAACACCAGCUUCGGAGACGUCCUGCAGCAGGUUCUCCCCGUCUACAGACCGGGGGAUGUUGUCUCCGUCACGUUCGUAGCAGGAAACCCAAGAAACUCUGGAGACAUCAGAGAUAAAACUUUUGUAACUGUUGAGAUUCACGACAACCGGACAAACACCUGGGAGGUCGUUUACACUGAUGCAUCAUGGGAAACCAGGUUUCAUUGGCUGAAGGGUUCGUUCCAGCGCAGUAAAGCUACCGUGGAUUGGUUCGUCCCGGCGGCAGCGCCCAGCGGCUCCUACAGGAUCAAACACUUCGGAAACUUCAAAGAGAAGAAGGACGUCUUCAAGCCGUACGAAGGGACGUCCGACGUUUUCACCGUCACCGACAGUUUUUACUACCAGUGACAUCAUCGUCUGCAGCGAGGGUCACUUGACGGGACUUUAGGAACAGCUGUAGAGAAAUUCAUUAUCAAGGGAGAAUAUUCUGACGAUUCAAACAUGUCUAUAAAUACUGGAAUCAAGAUAUCAAAUAUGAAUCAUGUGCUGCAAACUGAUUAAUGUAAUGUUGAAUAAACAUGUUGACUAAAAAGAAACACAAAAUGACAAAAAAAAGUUGAUUUGCAAAUAACAGCAAACAAAAAAUUUAAAAAGUGCAAAAACUUGCCAUUAAAUCGAAAUUGGCCGACAUUUCCCCAAAAAACAAAACUAGUUUAAAAGACCUGAACAAAUAAAAUUGAUAAAAAAAGAACUUUUUGAACGUUCAGUCCCAAAAAACGCGAUUCAUCUGGUGGUAGAAAAAUAUAACUUUAAGGAUUUCAUAAAGCUGGUGACUGUUUCCUCUGCUCUGGAAGAAACCUU
This is a messenger RNA of Notothenia coriiceps (black rockcod), 1578 nucleotides long. It is a transcript of the gene asah2, whose product is annotated as N-acylsphingosine amidohydrolase 2. Gene Ontology annotation, biological process: sphingosine biosynthetic process; ceramide catabolic process; long-chain fatty acid biosynthetic process. The coding region runs from base 1 to 1125 and encodes 374 amino acids. Gene Ontology annotation, molecular function: N-acylsphingosine amidohydrolase activity. NCBI's taxonomy places the organism in Eukaryota, Metazoa, Chordata, Actinopteri, Perciformes, Nototheniidae. Gene Ontology annotation, cellular component: extracellular region. The record is from RefSeq and is a predicted model, not a curated record. The transcript has 12 exons.